AUGAGUCCUUCCGAAGAUCCUGAAAUCCACAGCGAUGGUAGCGAAGACAGCGAUGAUGCCACCGCUCCGAAAGCGAGAACAGUCAGAUCUAGUCGAGCAUGUAUAACCUGCAGACGGAUGAAAACAAGAUGCGAAAUCGACGAAGCCCUAGGCAACGCGUGUAAAUUAUGCAUUCGAGCCCGUCGACAAUGCAUUAUGCAGGAUAUCCCACGGCGAAGAAAAAGAAAGACCACCGAACGGGUCGCAGAUCUCGAGCAGAAAAUCAAUGCCCUGACCGCACUUCUAAGAGCUAAUGAGACGAGUAGCCCAGGAGACCACGGGAAACAUCCCACUGUCUGCAGUGAUUCUGCUGGAACUUCAGCAUCCAACGAGCAGACCUCGGCCAAAUCCGAUAAGACCCUCAUCGCUAAAGCCUUGUCUCGCGGCUUGCUGGAUUGGGAGACUGCCUGCAAGGCUUUUGACCGAUACAAGGAUGAAAUGUGUCGCUACUUCCCAUUCGUGGUCUUUCCCUCUACCUCAGAUGCCAUCGCCGUCAAACAGCAACAGCCCCUCCUGUUUUUCGCCGUCAUUACGGUUGGCCUCGCGUCCAUGCAAACCACGGUCGACGCCGAGCUUUGCGAUAUGCUCAUCAAGGAUCUAGCCCUACGUGUCGUGUACAACGGUGAACGGUCUCUUGAGCUUGUUCAGACUUUAAUCGUUCACAUUACGUUCUACGGCAGGGCUAAAAACAUGCGAGACCUCAACUUUAACCAGAUGGUGCAUAUGGCCAGCACAAUGGCGCUUGAUAUAGGCUUGGGCAGACGACCUCAUAAAUCAAGCUUGACGCAAUACAACGAUCCGCAUCAAUUGGAAUCACCUGCAGCGCGACGAGCAUGGCUAGGGUGCUAUUAUAUGGCGACGAGUGUUUCCAUGUCACUUCGUCACCCUGCAUUCGUCCGCUGGUCUGUUUACUCCGAGGAAUGCUUGGAUGUUCUCUCAGCUGAAGUGCCCGCCUUACCAAGCGAUGUGUGGCUAUGUGACCUGAUACGUCUCCAACGUAUCGCUGAAGAUGCGUCAGUCACGUUUUCCAUGGACGACCCUGGGUCAAUAGUCACUCUCCGCGAUGUCAAGAUUCAAUAUCAAAUACGAGGCUUUCGUCAGCAACUGGACUACUGGCGUCGACAUGCAAAAACAGACCUGAACCUCGCCUAUGUUCGCCAUGUUGCAGCAUGCAUCGAUCUCUUCAUCCACGAAAUAGCCUUACAUCCGGAACAUGACAUUGAUGACCUCCGUUCACCGCUCCGUGCUGCUGCUCCUCCCCCCCCAAUUGCAGAAGUCGAGAAUAUGACAUUGAAAUUCAAAGACUUGUACUUCAUCCCCGCAAGAGUGGAGGCAUUGUUUGCUUGCCUUGCUGCAAUUCACGAAUGCUUUGAUGCAUUUCUGUCCAUGGGAUUGCCCUCCCUUUGCAACUUGCCAAACAUUUUCUUCGUACGCACUGGUUAUGCAGCUCGAGCACUUCGCAAGUUGCUCAACAUAUGUGAUAGCCAAGCGGAGUUUGAAGGGAGAUCCCAAAUCGAUGUCCGAGAUUUGAAGUUCGAAGAGUACCUGACUUCAAUCAUCGAUCUGCUCAGGAGAGUCCAUACUCAAAACAACUCUGUGGUGGCGAGAGCGUUCUGUUUGGUUCUCUCGCAGAUCAAGGCACAAGGGCUAAAUUCAUCCAGGUUGCUUUCCGCGAUGAAGCAAGCAGAUAAUACUGCAACUACUGGGUCGAGAGUCAGUCCCAGUUCUGCCUCUUCUAUGCCUUCGAACGAACGCUUUGACCUCCCCUGCUUACGGACCGACGAGAGACAACAGCCACAUCAAACAGAAUUUCUUGACUACAGUUCUGUUAACCCGACCGGCGCACCUCCAGCUCAGUCGUCCCAUUCUCAGACUUCUCUAGAACCGCACACUCAAACAAAGGAUGCGCAGUGGUUACAGAAUGAUACAGAUGACGCUUUUAUGAGCGGCAUUGAUGUCUUGCAGUGGUUCGAACAGGAUUUGGCCUUCGAUGAUCCUGGGGCGUUCGACUAUGACGGCCGAUUCACGACCGGGCAUUGGCAACAAUAA
Molecule: messenger RNA, 2088 nt
Organism: Cladophialophora bantiana CBS 173.52
Lineage: Eukaryota; Fungi; Ascomycota; Eurotiomycetes; Chaetothyriales; Herpotrichiellaceae
Exons: 3
Coding region: 1-2088 (695 amino acids)
Biological process (GO): DNA-templated transcription; regulation of DNA-templated transcription
Cellular component (GO): nucleus
Molecular function (GO): zinc ion binding; DNA-binding transcription factor activity, RNA polymerase II-specific; transcription cis-regulatory region binding
Source: RefSeq, a predicted model, not a curated record